Messenger RNA from Pygocentrus nattereri (red-bellied piranha), 4014 nucleotides. Its product is annotated as hemicentin-1-like. The transcript has 6 exons. NCBI's taxonomy places the organism in Eukaryota, Metazoa, Chordata, Actinopteri, Characiformes, Serrasalmidae. Bases 48 to 1001 code for a protein of 317 amino acids. The record is from RefSeq and is a predicted model, not a curated record.
GUGUAGCACACACUGCACUUUUUAAAGAUAUUUUAGGAAUAUUUAAAAUGCCAGGAGUGUAUUUUCUCAUCUUAAUUAUUCUUCAUGGUGCAUUUGUUGGUAGAGGGGUUGGUGGGCAGACAGUGAGUGGAGUGUUACACGGUCGAGCAGAGCUGCACACCUGCCGUGGACACGAGCAAAAUGCGACACGAGUGGAAUGGAGUAAAUACAGAAAUUCAGCAUCAAAACGUCUUUUAUAUACAUUUGAAAAGCCAAACAUUACUGAGUGCAGAACCAACACAUGCACAAAUAUCUAUUUUGAUAUAAAGCAUUUGAGUCUUAUUGUGGCUAAUCUGACAGCAGAAGAUGAAGGAAUUUAUGAGGAGAAAACAUUCGUACACAAUAGAGACACGGAGCCCUGUAACAUCAACUUAUCUGUGCUGUCUGUUUUAAAGAUAGCUGUGUCCACUUCUCGCUGCCCUCUGACCCUGAGGUGUGAGGUGAGAGGAGAUUUUCUGGACCUGCGUUGGUUGCGGGACGGACUGCCACUGCCAGAGGACCAGAGAAUCUCCUUUAAUGAGAAAAACCGGACCAUGCGUGUGUCCUGCCUGAACGCCUCAGACUGGGGAACAUACACCUGUCAGGUUUCAAAUGCAGCUGGAACAUCAGAGGCACAUGUCAAUAUCACAUCAGAUGUAGGCACUGGUAAAGGCACUGGAGAAAAAGAAAAUUACCUUAUACUGAUCCUGUACUGUAGUGGAGGAACACUUAUUGCCAUCUUAACUUUGUGCAUAAUUUUAUUCUACACCUGCAAAUGUGAGUGUGAAUGUGAUAAGCCUCUACUUUCCAAGGAGGAAGCUGAUACUUUGCAGGUGGACUUUUUGCCACAUAUCAACACAGACCUCACAAAGCCGAAAGUUUCUCAGCAGAUCACUGAUAAAAGGCAGCUGGCUGAGGACUUUAGAGUCGUCUUCUACACCAUUGCAGACACUGAGAACAAACAGCCCCCUCAAACCACGUAAAGCAGCAGGUUUGAACAAUGCAAUAAUCAGAGAGAGAUGCAUGCUUGCAACUUUGUACACUGAAAAAAAGUGAUGCAUUGAUUUUACCUUAUUCAAAUGUAUACAUAAUUUCAACAAGACAAAUACAUGUUGUAUAUACAGUUGUGCUCAAAAUAAUAGCAGUGUCUUUAAAAAAAUGAGUAAAUGUCAAAAUUCGUCUAACAAAUUGUACUUUAAUGAACACAAAUGCAUUGGGGACACAGCACAUUCUAUUCCAAAGCAGGACAAUUGGGAAAAGUAAUUAAAACUCAAAUAAUAAUAAUGAUAUUUCACAGAAAGUCAGAAACGUAAUGUUCAAAAAAAUAGCAGCGUUGACAUCUUUUCUUGGAAACUCAAAAAUGUACUGCACAAACUAAGAAAUUCUUGAUAAGUCAACUUGGUUGAGUAUCCUAAACUAAUAUUUUGUUGCAAAACCACGGUUUCUGAUAACUGCUUCACAUCUGUGGUGCAUGGAGUCAACCAAUUUCUGGCAGCGGUCAACAGGUAUUGCAGCCCAGGCCAAUUGUACUAUAUUCCACAAUUCCCCUGCGUUUCUUGGUUUUGCCUCAUGCACUGCAUUUUUUAUGUCAGCCCACAAGUUUUCUAUGGGAUUAAGGUCCGGGGAUUGUGCUGGCCACUCCAUCAGUUGAAUCAUGUUCGUUUGGAACCAUGCUUUUGCUCGCUUGCUGGUAUGUUUUGGGUCAUUAUCUUGUUGAAAGGUCCACCUCAAAGGCAUUUCCUCUUCAGCAUAUGGCAGCAUGAAUUCUUCCAAUAUCCUGAUGUACUCAAAUUGAUCCAUGAUCCCUGGUAUGCGAUAAAUAGGACCAACACCGUAGUAGGAGAAACAUCCCCAUAUCAUGAUGCUUCCACCACCAUGCUUUAACCGUCUUCACUGAGUACUGUGGCUUGUAUUCUGUGCUUGCAGGACGUCUGACGUACUGUCUGUGACCCUUGGACCCAAAAAGAAGAACCUUGCUUUCAUCAGUCCACAAAAUGUUACGCCAUUUCUUCUCAGGCCACUCAAUGUGUUCUUUGGCAAAUUCUAACCGCUUCUGCACAUGUCUUUUAUUUAACAGUGGGACUUUGCGGGGGCUUCUUGCUGGUAGGUUGAUUUCAACAAGACGUCUUCUGAUUGUACCAGUACUCACAGUCAACUGAAGGUCUUCCUUGAUCCUCUUGGAGCCGAUCAUUGGCUGAGCCUUUACCAGUUUGGCUAUUCUCCUAUCCAUUCGAGGAGUUGUUUUUCUUUUUCUUCCACGUUUUUCUGGUUUUUCUUCCCAUUUCAAAGCAUUGGAGAUCAUUUUAGCUGAACAGCCAAUCACUUUCUGUACUUCUUUAUAGGUUUUCCCCUCUUUUAUUAGUUUCUUUAUUAAAAAACGCUCAUCUUUAGAACAGUGUCUUGAACUACCCAUUUUCCUUGUUUUUUCAGGACAAAUGCACAGCCAGCAUGUCAGUUGCCUUGCUCCUUAAAUAAGGAUCACCCGUUUACACCCUUUUUUCCCAGAAUGCCCUCCCUAAGUGACGGCCUCCCUAAUUGAACUCACCACUGCUAUUUAUUUGAACACACCCUUUUCAGUUAAUCAUUCAAUUUCACAGAAUCUGCAGUAUGCAUGGGUGGCCUGUUGGGUUUGUUGGUUUUCUAUACCCUUAUUAUACCCUCCAAAAACUUACUUGUGGUGUAGAGGUUGAAAUUUUAACAAAAACAUUGAUUUAUCUUGCUGCUGUUGGGGCACUGCUAUUAUUUUGAGCACUACUGUACAAUCACCAGCCACUUCAUUAGAUAUGUUGUAUCUACUUUCCAUGUCCAUUUGAUUAGGUCCUCUUACCAUAUAGAUGCACUUUUUGUACAAUUACAGACUGUAGUCCAUCGUUUUUCUGCUUACUUUGUUAAACCCCUUUUACCCUGUUCUUCUAAGUUCAGGAACCCCACAGUAGUGGUGAGUGGUGGUCAUUUUCAGAAAUGCAGACAUUUGAACACAAUGUAAAGGGCUGGGGUUUUCAAGCUAUGCCAAAAAAUGGAAAAAUGACAAAAAUGGACAUGGACAACAUUGAUGUAUAUAUGUAAAACUUGUUAAAACUAUCUUGUAAAAACUAUAUACACACACACACACUCAGUUUUAUCUACCUACACAAAGUGUCUGUCAACUACAGUUUGUCCAUAUGCCUUAUGAUGUUCUCAGGUCACCUUAAGGCAGUCUUUCAGAACCUCAGCAGAUUUGCAGAACUGAGAACUAUGCAGUUUAUUUGUUUGUAAUGUAUUCUAGGCACAUUGUAAGCUAAAUGUGAGGACGUUUUGCUGGUUCACUGUUGUACAGUCCUGGUCCUUGAGCCCACAUACACUGCACUGUUUUGUGUUGUCUCUGAACAUAAAGCCCCAGUCCAGCUCUUGAAGGGGUUGUUCAUAAACUCAAGAGUAGAGUGUGGUAGUGUGGUGUGCUAGAACAGGGAAGCUGAGACACUUCAGAGCCAGGAUAGACAAAUACUGGUCUGUCUCUAACAUGAGAACCUGAGUAAUGUCUGCUUAAUCUUCAUUCUGAAACAUUUUAUCAGGUUUCAGAUUUAGAAUUUCCAGUAUAAAGUAUUCUUUAACAUUGCUGCUGAAACAAAGCCUUGCCUAUUGAAAUAUUUUCACAAAAAGAAAGCCAAUUUCUGAAUGUACUUCAGUGUGGACAUCAAGAUAUUUUCUUCUGAACCAAAGCACCAAAUUAGGUGAAAAUUAAUUGAUGCAUUUAGUUAUAUUUGUAGUUAACAUUGUAGCAACAUUUGUAAAGAUUUUAACACCUUCUGUUUUUUUUUUCAUACAACAAUUUGCUUGCUUUAGCUUUUUACCUUAAAGGAUGUGUAGCAAAGGAAGCUUAUGUGCUUCUUUUAGCUUUACAGCGAACACAGAAUCAUACCUUGUUUGAAUAUCAAGAUGUACCUAUUUUUAUAUUUGUAUUUAAACCUGCUAAAAUUAUCCAUGUGCUCGUUCUGAAAUUAACAGAGUGGAACUGUC